Messenger RNA from Penicillium soppii, 1470 nucleotides. RefSeq lists its product as uncharacterized. The coding region runs from base 1 to 1470 and encodes 489 amino acids. Gene Ontology annotation, cellular component: membrane. The transcript is spliced from 10 exons. Gene Ontology annotation, biological process: transmembrane transport; carbohydrate transport. Gene Ontology annotation, molecular function: carbohydrate:proton symporter activity. NCBI's taxonomy places the organism in Eukaryota, Fungi, Ascomycota, Eurotiomycetes, Eurotiales, Aspergillaceae. The record is from RefSeq and is a predicted model, not a curated record.
AUGGCAAUGUGGUACUCACUGGGCAUUGCUUUCUUCGCCGCUAUCGGCACAUUCCUAUUUGGCUUCGACACCGGUAUCGCGACAACAACAAUCGCCCACCAGAGUUGGAUCGAUUAUAUGCAAAAGCCCUCAAAUGGCGUCACAGGAGCCGUCGUGGCCGUCUACAUCGCAGGCGAAGCCCUCGGCGCCCUAACGCAAACCUUCAUCGGCGACAAGCUCGGCCGCAUCCGCUUCAUGCAACUGAUGUGCAUGAUCGUCACAAUCGGCACAGUCAUCCAAACCGCUUCCGUAAAUAUCGGCAUGUUCCUCGCCGGCCGCGCCAUAGCCGGCUACGCAGUAGGCGGCCUCGUCGCCACAGUACCCAUCUACCUGAGUGAAAUCUCGGACCCGCGGUACCGCGGCCUGAUCGGCGGAAUAUCCGGCUGCGGCAUCUCCUUCGGAACGAUGAUGUCGAACUGGGUCGGCUAUGCGUGCAGCUAUGCGCCGUACGGACCUGUGCAGUGGCGGCUUCCGUUGGGGAUUCAGAUCCCCUGGGGGAUUAUCAUGUUUAUUGGACUUUCGACUUUUAUGCCGCAUUCGCCGAGACAGCUUAUUCGGUCUGGGAAGGUUGAGUUGGCGAGGAGUGAGUUUGCGAGGAUUCGGAGGGGUGUCGCGCUGCUGGAGAUGGAGGAGGAGUUUGGGCUUAUGAAGGCUCAGAUUGAGUAUGAGAUGGAGAGGGAGAUUAGUUCUUACCGGGAGAUCUUUAGGGUGUUUAGGCACCGGGUGCUUGUGUCCAUUGCUGUGCAGACUAUGACUAGUCUGACGGGUGUCAAUGUCAUUCAGUAUUAUCAGACUACUCUUUACAAGAGUCUUGGAAUUGGUUCCCAUACGAUCCUUGCGUUGGCUGCGGUUUACGGUACUGUUGCUUUCGUGUCUAACUCGCUCACGACCAAAUAUAUGACCGAUCAAUGGGGUCGUCGGAAGAUGUUAAUCACCGGAUUGGCGGGCAUCAUCUUGAUUGAAAUCUACGCUGCCGUCAUGCAGAGGUGCUUCCAGAACACGGAUAACCGUAUCGGAAAGGGGUUUGCAAUUCUUGGAAUCUACCUCUUCGUUGUUUGCUACUACGGCAUGCUCAACAGUACUACAUGGCUGUACGGCGCCGAGGUACUUCCUAUUGCUCUCCGCAGCAAAGUGAUGGGUCUUGCGGCUUCAUCGCACUUCAUCGUUAAUGUUGCAAUCACCGAGGCUGGACCCAGUGCUUUCGCCAACAUCCAUGAAAACUAUUAUUACGUCUUUGUAGUAUGCUCUGCAUUCUUCUUGGUGAUUGCUUACUUCUACUUCCCCGAGACCAAGCAGAAGACACUUGAGGAGGUGGCUGCUGCGUUCGGCGACCGUGUUGUUGAUCAGGACGAGGGUGCUAAGCGUGCGACUAGUGUGGUUGGUGAUGUUCAGCAUGUUGAGUCCACCGAUGUGACAUCAAAGGCUGUCUGA